ACGUCCUUUUUCUACUACACCGACCUUGACACAUCUUAUCUAUCAUUCUGCCUUUUUGAUCUUCAACCUCCAACCGUACCUCCUUCAGCAUGUUUUUCGGGUUCUCUGUGGGGGAUUUUCUCGCAGGCGCCCAGUUGGCUUAUACACUUCACCAGGUUCUCUCUGACGCCAAACACUCCCCGGAGGAACUCCAAGAGCUCAACACGCAGCUUGACGUAGUUUACAAAGUUCUACUCCAGGUUGAUCAGCUUCAGACCACAAACCAGUUAUCCCCGGCGACGAUCAAUGCUCUCCUCUUCACUGUCAACUCUGGAAUUGAGACGAUGGAGUCUUUUCUUGACCAAAACCAGCUAUAUCUAGAUAUGCUGAAAUCUGAUGGCCCCGGAUUCUCAACGGCGGAUGCUUGGUGGAAGUUGGAAUGGCCUGUUCAGAUGCCUACUCGGGUGAAACGUUUGAAGAAAUCACUAGCUACAAUGCUGGCAAGCGUCAACUGUCUUGUAUCUCUGGCCUGUUACCACAAUACGAGCUACGAUCCAGGAUGUGAGGUCCAGUUAGAGCUACACAAUCUGGGCGGAACAACGUAUUGGGGAAAAUACCAUGGCGGCCAUGUCAAAAUUGCCUCUAAGUUGCAUGGGCAAUUCGGAACUCACAAUUUUCUGGAUUUCGUGCGUCAACACGAUUGUGCGUCUUUUUUCCGGGCUGGUCAAGUGUUUGACGCUCGAAUCGUGUCCUCCUUCUACGUGGACGCUGACCGUAGGUUUACAGAGAUCGACAUCGGUCAUCUCCCGCUCGAAACUGUCUCGAAACUCAAAGCGAUGGACGAGGAAAUCCACAUCGCGGAUCACACAAAACGGCUAGCGCAGAUUCGAGCCUUACCUCUUUCCCAGAUGACUGUAUAUUGCAAAGAUUUGCGUUUUGAUAGGACAAGAGUGAGAUGUCUACUUUGCAAAAGUAGGCCUUACCUUAAGGACGAUUGGACCUUCCACUUCCAGCUCGAUCACUGGCAAUAUUACUUCGCUAUGCUGCCAGAGCCCUUGAUAACGUCGCACCCUUACACGGAAGAGGAACUGGUUCCAAGGAGCGAACUUGUACAGCCUUCCCCUUACUCUUCGUUCUCGGCAGAUAACUGGAUCAUCCUCGAAGAUAUUACUACACAUGUACCUAUAUACACAGAUGAAGGGAUUGUUCGUUUGAUACACAAUUACAGUGAGGAGGGCUAUAAUAUGAAAGGUCCAGUCAUGGUCCAGCGUUUUGUGGUCAUCUCCAGGGGAGACUCCUCAUGCUUGUGUCUGGGCAUUCACACUCAUGCACAACAGGGCUGCGGGAGACAGCCAGACCAAGAACUCUUCGGCAUAGUGCACUCCAGCAAAGACCCUCCUGCACCAUUUCCCGAUGAAAUCGGAUUGCGUCUGUCUCCAAUGCGCAUGCAACCGCACCAUCCCUCAACAACACUUCCGAAAUCCGCUCGCAUACACUUUGGUCGUGCAUAUGACGUAGACUACGAUGCCCCAGUGCAACCGAUAGGUCUGAUCGAUCCGAUGUCAAUGGAAUCACUUCUUGACCAGUUCGAUGCCAACGUCUACAGGUGCGAUACUGAUCACGAGCAAGCAUCUGAGCAAUCUCCUUGGACCGAGUCGUUGUAUGGAGUAAAUGGUCGGUCGUGCGGCUUAGGCGAUGAAGCAAAAUUGGUGGACUUGGACAUCGUCAGGGAAAUGCGCAGCAACAUAACCAAAGUGUUGGGCAACAAACUAUCCCCUGCCGACCAUCAACCAGUUCAGUUCGGUGGUAAUGACGAAUAGACAAGGACGAAAAUCCAGAAUCAUAACUAUGUCUGAGGCUAGAGUUAGCGCACAAUGUUAUAAGUUCAC
Molecule: messenger RNA, 1868 nt
Organism: Dothidotthia symphoricarpi CBS 119687
Lineage: Eukaryota; Fungi; Ascomycota; Dothideomycetes; Pleosporales; Dothidotthiaceae
Exons: 4
Coding region: 90-1799 (569 amino acids)
Source: RefSeq, a predicted model, not a curated record